This is a messenger RNA of Hylaeus volcanicus, 751 nucleotides long. RefSeq names its product EKC/KEOPS complex subunit TPRKB-like. The record is from RefSeq and is a predicted model, not a curated record. Lineage: Eukaryota; Metazoa; Arthropoda; Insecta; Hymenoptera; Colletidae. Gene Ontology annotation, biological process: tRNA threonylcarbamoyladenosine modification; telomere maintenance via recombination. Gene Ontology annotation, cellular component: nucleus; EKC/KEOPS complex; cytosol. The transcript has a single exon. The coding region runs from base 194 to 736 and encodes 180 amino acids.
AAUUAAAGUUUGCUUUAGUUGAUUUUAGCUCUUUUAGUGGUUAUUAAGUAGUUAGUUUGAAAUCAGAUUUCUUGAAACAAUAAACGAAAACACGUAUUACUAUGAAAAGAAACGUGAACUUAACGAUAUUAUAAGUUAUACAUAAAAUUAAAAAAAAAUUCGUAAAUCUUGAUUGGAAAUUACGUGAUAGAAGAUGGAUGACUAUACAGUACCGUUAGAUCCUGAAACGGAUAUGUUUUGCACGUUAUAUUUAUUUACAAAUGUGCAAAACUCUGACGAAAUACGCAAGAAAGUUCUGAAUGGAGAACUUAGUUGUUCCAUUAUAAAAGCAGCACUUAUAGUAGAUCCGUUUCAUGUAGUAGUAACUGCCAACAAAGCAGCAGUUAGCGCAAAGUUGAAUCAGCUUACUACGAAGAGUAUAUAUACUGAAAUUUUAUUUAAUUUGUCAAUAUCGAAGAACAUAUCACGUUCAUUAAUGGAGUUUGGUAUUAACGAUAAUGAUAAGAAUGUAUUGAUAGUACACGUACACAAAAUGGAUAAUGAAGGAUCAAUGUCAGAAAUACUUAUGAAGAAUAUAAAAGGGGAGAAAACUUCACUUUCCAAACUAUCUCAAUUUUCAGACCUUGAAUUGAUAAAAAAAACAUACAAAAUUGAUAAAGACGAACAGACUGUAUCUAAUUUAACUUAUUCUAUUGUAUCCAGAAUUAGUUGUAAAGAGUUUAUAUUAUUAAAGUAACGUUACGGUUGUCAA